Molecule: messenger RNA, 1452 nt
Organism: Photinus pyralis (common eastern firefly)
Lineage: Eukaryota; Metazoa; Arthropoda; Insecta; Coleoptera; Lampyridae
Product: tigger transposable element-derived protein 6-like
Exons: 2
Coding region: 1-1452 (483 amino acids)
Cellular component (GO): nucleus
Molecular function (GO): DNA binding
Source: RefSeq, a predicted model, not a curated record
AUGUGCGGAAAAGAAUGGCUGUAUGGGUUUUUACGCCGUAAUCCUCAAAUUUCUUUAAGACGACCCGAGGCAACUAGUUUAAACAGAGUGCUUGCGUUCAAUCGCACUGCUGUAAAUUUAUUUUAUGACAACCUGGAGCAAGUUAUGGAAAAACAUCAUUUCCUUCCAAAUAGGAUUUUCAAUGUAGACGAAACAGGUAUAACUACGGUGCAUAAACCCUCUCGUGUACUUGCACAGAAAGGCCGUAAGCAAGUCGGAGCGAUCACAAGUGGAGAGCGUGGACAAACCACUACAGUGGUUUGUUGCAUGAGUGCCUCAGGUGCUUAUGUGCCUCCCUUAUUCAUUUUCAAACGAGAAAGGAUGAAGGAAGGGCUUGACAGAAACGGACCAGUUGGAUCCAUAUAUCGGUGUUCCAGUUCCGGUUGGAUCACUGAAGAUUUGUUUUUGGAAUGGUUGCAGCAUUUUGCGGUAUUCACGAAAGUUUCAAAGGAGGAUCCAGUUUUACUGAUUUUAGACAAUCAUUGUACACAUUCCGGUUUAAAAUCUUACAAUUUUUGUCGUGAAAACGGCAUUGUGAUCGUUUCAUUGCCACCUCACACAUCGCAUCGACUUCAACCCCUCGAUGUAACAUUUUUUAGUUCGUUGAAAGGAGCAUACAGUCAAGAAUGCGACCAAUACAUGAAAUCCAACCAUUUUGUUCAGAAUGUUGUGACAAAGAUUGCAGAAUUAUUCGCCAAAGCUUAUAACCGAAUAACUACAACUGAAAAGGGAAUAAAAGGAUUUGAGGUUACAGGAAUCUUUCCCCUCAACAGGAAUAUCUUUGGCGAAGAGGAGUUUGUGAAUACUGCCCCAGAAAAUGAAACGCUUCCUCAAAACGAUGAUCAUGGUCCUAUGCAAGAACCCAUGGCACCCAUUAGCCCGGAAAAUGAAACUGUUCCUGAAGAUUUAAACGAUGAUCGUGAUUUGAUUCAAGAACCUAUCCCCGGUCCCAGUGGCAUUCAAAGAAAGAAAACGCGGAAGCGGAUUCCAUCGAAAUAUUCUCGAGCAGCGCGGCACUCUUCAUCCUCAAGUGACGACUCUGAUUCACAGCUUACUACAGUUUUCGAUCCGGAGGCAACUGAUGAUGAAGACCAGUCCAUACGGUUCAACAAGUCACUUGAAGAAAUUUAUGAAAUUCCUAAACCGAAAGCAUUGAGGAGCACAUCGGUUAAGAGGAAAGUGGAUUUGGAUGGUCCAGCCAAAACCAAGAAGAUAAAACUUACACAUUCUAAACUCGAGCCUGAAUUGGAGAAGAAAACUGACGAUGUUUGUCCAGUUUGUGGCGAUUUUGGAAUAUCCGAAACAUGGUGGAGAUGUCGUGGAUGCGCUGUAUGGUCGCACUCAGCAUGCACAGAAUUUGACCGACCAGAAGAUUUCAAAAAGUGCGUCAAAUGUGAUGGGAAAAGCGAAUAA